GCUCACCGCCUUCCAGGUAUGCCACGCCUUUCCUUAUUCUUGACCACAAUGCAACGUCUGGCAAAUCCCAGCGGAGACGCCUUUUUGCCCUGCAGAAGCCAGAGCAUAGGUUCCACAUGACAUUGUGUCUGAGGCGGACUUUGCAGGCCUCGGGCAUCUUUAUCUACCGUUAGCCGAAUUGUUGUUCUACGUGUGUAGCUCAAUCGAGCUUAAGCUUUCCUUUACUGCAAUGCGGCCCGGCAAAGUUGAUGAAUUGACAGAGUCCCUCGCUCAACAAAUGUCGAAUUGGUUGGGAAAAUCAGUGGUCUCGAUUGACCAAAAAUCCGCGGCCGCUCCGGGGACAUGCGAAUCAAUAUAUUCUUGGAACGUAUGGAAGGACUGGGAGGCUGCAAAGUGCGCUGUGCCUCUCUUGCUCAGCGGGGUAACAGGAGUAGGCAAAACUACGACUGCCAAAUCGAUCCGCGAUCGGUACCUCCAAAGGAACGGCUUUGCUGCCCUGUCCUACUUCUUUGAUCCUUCGAUUGAGGCCACUAUUACAGCCAAGGCCUGUGUGAUUUAUCUCCUAUGGCAGCUGUGCGGACAACCGUCCGUGGGAGAAUUUCGCGAAUCGGCGUCUUUGUGGCACGCCGUGUCUCCCGCUUUUAAUACGUUCAGAGCUGCCGCUGAUUGCAAAUUCAGUCAUUUGCUGCAAAUCUUGGACGCGGCGUUGGAACUGUUGGGACCAUUUCUGCUGAUUGUGGGCUCGUUGGAUCACUGUCGAGAGGGAGAGGAUAAGGAUGAGCUAAUCGAUUACCUCGUGAAGCUCGCUGCAAGGUCCAAUGCACAGGUCAUUCUCACAUCUCUCACCGAUAUUCCACUACAGAGAUUGGGAAAGGAAUUCUCUCAUAUCCGCCUUGAACGCAACUUGGUCGAACCUGAUAUCUACCACUUCGUCACGGACGAGAUUAAUCGGACGCCCAAACUUCACAAACUACGUGCCGAAAUUCUCCAUGCCAUUUUGAAGCAUAGUGAUGGUAACUUCCUGCACGCUAGAUUGCUGAUAGAGGAUCUGAAAACUUCGCCGAAUACCACUACCUUGAAAGCUAAAAUGUCGUCCUUUGCCAGCAAGGUCCAGGCCGAAUACGAGCGACUGUUCACAGAAAGGAAUGAUCAGAUGAGCACCAGAGCUCGGGAACGUCGUGACAACAUUCUCCGCCUUGUCCUCGCGUCUAAACAACAUCAGAAAGCGGAGGCCAUUUCGCUUUUCAUGGCGGUUGACGAUUUGACUUGCACCAUCAACUACGAGAACGUCGACUUUGAGCCUGCUGCCGAGAUUGUGCAGUUAUGUCACCCUUUUAUCCAGAGAUCAGCCUCCGACCAUGUCCUACCUAUUCAUGAGUCAGCCAAGCUUUUUUUGCUGCAGCAACAUCUGGCGGCGGAUCAGUCGGAUCUAUUUCUUGCCCGGAAGUGCCUAGCUGUGCUCUGUCAAGACCAGUAUCGGAACCCACAAGCAGCUGUGGACUUGCUGAAAAAGCAUAUAUUGGAGAUCACCACCGAAGGCGCUGACGGACAGCCGACCACCGGAGAUUCAUCGGUGUAUAGGUACGCUGCACUAUACUUCCAGGAGCACGUUACAGCUGUAUCGGAACCUCCAGACGAUCUCAUUGAAAUGUUGGCUCGCUUUCUUCGAGGGACGGAAUAUGUAACCUGGUCUGAGAAUCUUUUUGACCUCAAGCAGCAAGCUAGCUUUGGCGGUCAUCUCACAGUUCUUAGCCGGUUGUCCACGUGGAGAAAAUUCCUCCCUGCGCCUAUUCAAGCCCGAAUUCCGUUGGACGAUUUCUUUGAGCAACCACACUUACGCCUAGCACAGAUACUGAAGGUUGAGUUUAGUGAUAAGCUUCUCCAAUACCUUCCUCUAGUUCGAAUUGGGGAUUUCUUCAAUGCAGGGGGUCAAUCGACGGAAGCGUGGCAGAAAGCAUACGAUAGCAAGGCAAUGGUCGUUUCUGGAACUACAGAGCUCCUGGGAAGUGAAGACCCCAUUGUCCUCAAAUUCAAAGCGUCUCUGUUACGAGAAUACUUCUGGCAGAAGCGAUUUUCCGAAGCCUUACAGGAGCUCUUAUCAUUGGUGGAAUCCCUGCGCCGUGUGGUAGGAGAUGAGAAUGUCGACUUGUAUAUGACUCUUUGGUUGCUGGGAUGGGCCUAUUUCUGUUUGUCACGAUUCGAAGAGUCAUCUGAUGCAUAUCAGGAGGCUCUUCGCGGACUUGAGAGGCUCCUUGGAAGCUCGCAUCGCAACUAUUUAAUGGUCCAACUCUACGAAGGACAUCGACUGGAACAACUGUUCCUGUUUGGAGAGGCCAUUUUGUUCUACUCCAAUAUUGUGGAGGUAUUGAGCCCGAUAGUUGGCCAGAUCAACGGAUUCGUGGCUAUGGCUCAAACAGCGUUGGGCGCAGUUCAACGAAAGCAGGGGAACUAUGCUGAAGCACAGAAGAAUCUUUUUGACGGGUGGGGAGGUCGAAAACAAAUUUUCAGUAUCAAUGUCAACGUGUGCCUGGAUGCGGCCUUUCAGCUUGCCCUGUUACUCAGGGAUAAAGGUGAUGGGGCGUCAUGCCUGGAGCUACUCGAAGAGGUCUCUAAUUCGUCGGUCCUGGAACAGGACUUUGAGCGGCGCUGCCAGAUGGUGCACAUUCGUUCUUUGGUCGAAUUCGACAAUGGGGAAUACGACAUCCCCAAGUUUGCCCUCCUCAACCUCCUCGAUCAGGCCACUGGCAGCAACCGAGACAGGAACAAUCGGGAAUUACUUUGGGUUCGCCUCACCCUUGCCGACGUCAUGGACAAACACGGAGAAGACAAGGAUGCCUUGAUGUUGUUCUCUGAGCUUGUUGAGCCUCGAGAGGGAGAUGCAACUCAGCUGAUUGAUGAACCGGAGCCUCCCUCGCAGCUGCGUCUCGCCAGAGACGCACUGAAACUUGUGAGAAAAGCUCAACUGAGCGAGAGUGACAAUCUUUUACGAGCAAAUAACCUUAAAUGGGUGCGGGACUCCGACUUCUGGAUCCUCGGCGAAGGCGGUCCCGUCACUGACACGGCAGUGAUUGCUCCGAUUAAGACAUGAAUCCCAGAGGGAAGAUGACGAAAGCUACGAAACACAUCUACAAUGGGGAGGAUUCCCAGCACCCGAGAGCCAAAAUGGGACACCAGUGCCGUUGAGAGACCCUUGCUCUAGGUCUCCUAUCACGCGUGGAAUAUAAAUAACAGUCUCGCGCGAAUGGCCUUCGCUCACUGGCCUCUAUAUGAGAAGACGGAUGCUCUGAGCGAUUCACACCACCCGUAUGGUCGUUGCAGGGCUUGAAGGUUUCGUUGGUUCGCUUACAGACUGAUACCCAGACCUGCGUCGUCGGAAUUCUGUUUGUGGAGCGUUGAGCCCGGGAUAUAUUCAUCAUGUUUAGUUGAAAGCAGAGUCAAUGCUCGGUAGGUCUGGCCUCCUGGCCGCUCUUGAUAAGGAGUAUUAGGAGAGUAAUGUGAUUCUGGUGAUUCUGUCGGGCUUGCAUAUCUAACUUGAAAGCAUUCAAAGUCUCCUUCAACACGGAGAUAUGGUUGCAAAUGUCGAAAACUUCACCUAAACACCGACUUGAUCAGGUUAUGACCUUACCUAGGUAUGUAUGGGAUGCUGGGGGUGUCGCUCGAGCGUGACCAGGAUUUGGCCAGAGCUAUCCCACGACGACGAGGCUGUGCCAACC
This is a messenger RNA of Cladophialophora immunda, 3713 nucleotides long. RefSeq lists its product as uncharacterized. The coding region runs from base 230 to 3088 and encodes 952 amino acids. The transcript has 2 exons. Gene Ontology annotation, molecular function: protein binding. The record is from RefSeq and is a predicted model, not a curated record. NCBI's taxonomy places the organism in Eukaryota, Fungi, Ascomycota, Eurotiomycetes, Chaetothyriales, Herpotrichiellaceae.